Molecule: messenger RNA, 3105 nt
Organism: Lolium rigidum
Lineage: Eukaryota; Viridiplantae; Streptophyta; Magnoliopsida; Poales; Poaceae
Product: protein argonaute 4B-like
Exons: 22
Coding region: 36-2879 (947 amino acids)
Biological process (GO): regulatory ncRNA-mediated post-transcriptional gene silencing
Cellular component (GO): cytoplasm
Molecular function (GO): protein binding; RNA binding
Source: RefSeq, a predicted model, not a curated record
AACACCAGUCGCCUCGCAGGGACCGAGAGCUCACGAUGGACCCGCUUGAGGAAGAGUUGCCACCACCACCUCCUCUGCCUCCCAACGUGGUGCCCAUCAGAGCCGAAGAUGCUGCGGCUGCUGAUGCCAAUGAUACCCCACCAGACAAGCCAACAAAGCCUAAGAGGCUCCUGAUGGUCAGGCCCGGAUUGGGCAAGAAAGGACUGCCCAUCCAGCUCCUUGCCAACCACUAUAAAGUCUCUGUGAAGAGUUCAGAGGAAUUUUUCCACCACUACAAUGUAAUCAUGAAGUAUGAAGAUGAUACGCUGGUUGAUGGGAAGGGGGUAGGCAGGAAGGUGAUUGACAAACUGCAGCAUACUUACCGCGCCGAGCUCUUGAACAAGGACUUUGCCUAUGAUGGUGAGAAGAGCCUCUUCACUAUCGGCGCUCUUCCGCAAGUAAACAAUGAAUUCACUGUGGUUCUGGAGGAUAUUGGGACUGGAAAGAGCGCUGCAAAUGGGAGCCCCGGAGGCAAUGACAGCAGCCCUGGAGGUGGUGACAGGAAGAGAGUGAGGAGGCCAUUCCAGACGAAGACUUUCAAAGUGGAGCUGUGCCUUGCAGGGAAAAUCCCGAUGGCCGCAAUCGGGCAAGCCAUUAGAGGACAGGAAUCAGAGAAUUCAAUGGAGGCGCUCCGAGUUCUUGAUAUCAUACUCAGGCAGCAUUCUGCAAAACAGGGCUGCCUUUUAGUUCGUCAGUCAUUUUUCCACAACAACCCUGAUAGCUUUGUUGACUUGGGCGGUGGUGUGAUGGGGUGCCGAGGAUUUCACUCGAGUUUCCGUGGUACACAGAGUGGACUCUCCCUAAACGUCGAUGUUUCGACUACAAUGAUUGUUAAACCUGGUCCUCUUAUCGACUUUCUUCUCGCAAACCAGAAAGUUGACCACCCGAACAGAAUUGACUGGCCAAAGGCUAAGCGUGCUCUCAAGAACUUGAGGAUAAAAGCAGCUCCUACAAAUUCAGAGUUAAAGAUUAUUGGUUUGAGUGACAGAAACUGCAACGAACAGACGUUCCCGCUGAGGCAGAGGAAUGGUAACAACGGGGACACUAAUACUGUUGAAAUAACAGUCUCCGAUUACUAUCGGGUGCACAGAGGCAUAGAGCUCAAGUAUUCUGAUAAUCUCCCCUGUAUCAAUGCGGGGAGGCUAAAACGUCCGACUUAUUUCCCUGUGGAGCUUUGCACGCUUGUUCCUCUGCAAAGAUACACCAAAGCUCUGUCUACUCUGCAAAGGUCCUCACUUGUCGAGAAAUCCAGACAAAAGCCUCAAGAAAGAAUGUCAACCCUUAAUGAUGCACUGAAACGUAGCAACUAUGACUCUGACUCAAUGCUGAAGGCAUGUGGCAUUUCCAUUUCACAAAAUUUUACUCAAAUUGAAGGGAGGGUCCUGCAAGCACCCAAGAUGAGAGCCGGUAACAAUGAAGAUCUCGUCCCACGCAACGGACGUUGGAAUCUUGCACACAAGAAGCUGAUUAAGACCUGUGCCAUCAGUAGAUGGUCGGUUGUUAAUUUCUCUGCACGGUGCGAUGUUCAGGGUCUUGUCCGAGACCUUAAAAGGCUUGCGAUUGGAAAGGGACUGGAAUUCGAGGACCCCCAUGCUAUAAUUGAAGAGAAUCCAUCAAAGAGACGAGCGCCCGUGUCAGUUAGAGUUGAGGAGAUGUUUGAGCAGAUAAAACAGAAGCUACCUGGAGCACCCAGGUUCCUUUUGUGCCUUCUUCCUGAGAGGAAAAACUGCGAAGUUUAUGGUUGGUUCAUGGCUUUUUUUUGUCAUUGUUUGUUACCCUUCCCUUUAAGCAUGAUUAGCUGUUGCAGAAUAUAUGAUACAUAUUUGCUUCAACCAGGUCCUUGGAAGAGGAAGUGUCUUGCCGAAUUUGGCAUUGUUACACAAUGUCUAGCUCCAGCAAGAGUCAAUGAUAAUUACCUAAACAAUGUGCUGUUGAAGAUAAAUGCUAAGCUUGGUGGUCUGAACACAUUGCUGCAAGUUGAAGUAUCCCGUGGAAUACCUAUUGUGUCAGAGGCGCCUACUAUCAUCUUGGGCAUGGAUGUGUCACAUGGUCAACCUGGGCAGUCUGACAGACCUUCUAUUGCUGCGGUGGUGAGCUCUCGUGAGUGGCCUCUCAUCUCUAGAUACAGAGCAACAGUGCACACCCAGUCACCUAAACUAGAAAUGAUGUCCUCCCUGUUUAAACCACGUGGAACUGAAGAUGAUGGCCUCAUUCGGGAAUCACUGAUCGACUUCUACACUAGUUCUGGGAAGCGAAAACCAGACCAAGUUAUUAUUUUUAGGGACGGGGUAAGCGAAAGCCAGUUUACUCAGGUCAUAAACAUCGAGCUUGAGCAGAUCAUUGAGGCAUGCAAGUUCCUUGACGAGAAGUGGGAACCUAAGUUCACACUCAUUGUUGCCCAGAAGAACCAUCACACCAAGUUCUUUCAAACUGGAUCUCCAGAGAAUGUUCCUCCAGGGACUGUCGUGGAUAAGCAAGUCUGCCAUCCUAAGAAUUUCGACUUCUACAUGUGUGCACAUGCUGGCAUGAUAGGAACUUCGAGGCCAACACAUUACCAUGUUCUCCACGACGAGAUCUGCUUCACUGCCGAUGCGCUUCAGGAAUUUGUGCAUUCCCUCUCUUAUGUGUACCAGAGGAGCACAACGGCCAUAUCGAUCGUUGCUCCAAUAGCCUACGCUCACCUCGCGGCGGCCCAGGUGGGCACGUUCAUGAAAUUCGAGGACAUGUCGGAUGCGUCAUCGAGCCAGGGAGGAGGAGGGCACACGUCUGCGGGCAGCGUCUCAGUGCCGGAGCUGCCGCGGCUCCACGAGAAAGUGCGGAGCACCAUGUUCUUCUGCUGAUGCGCUCUCUCUUGAGAUGCUGCUGCUAUGGGGUUGUUGGACCUGUGUUUCGGCCUGUCUGUAUAAAAAGUUAAAAACCUAGCUUAGUUAAGCACCUUAAAACUUGUCACUAUGGGUGCCCGUAGAAGGAUCCAAUCGGUGUGUUGUCGCUUGGGACGGCAUGUCGUUAGCGUUGAACCUUGCAUGUGUGCGUUGGACUUAUCUAUCAAGUAUGUUUCUAGUACAA